GCAACAACGGCCAAGUAGUUCAAAGUGCCAGUGCAGUGUACUGUAGUGCUAGGAAUACAUUUCACGUCCAUUUGUGCGUGUUCAACCUCGUUACUUUGAGUUUUCAAUCUGCGAGUGAUUAUCAGCCUUGUUCAAAGCGUUAUUGUGCUUGGUGGACUGCCACAGUGACGCGAGAUGGGUGAGACACGAGAGAAGAUGGAUGUGACAUCGAUGGCAACGCUGCGCGACGUUUUGACCGUGUGCCAGGACAGGCCAAACGCGUUUGAACGAGGACUCGAAGUUGCCCGAAAAGUGUAUGAGAACACGCCUUUCGACGAAUUCCUUGAGGAACUCGUAGUGUGCCUGCAGGUCAUCAUUCCGAACACCGACAGCGUCGAGUACGCCGAACAGCUUCUCGACUUUGCCGCUCGUUUCGUCGCUGCCCCGACUGCCCCACAGGUUGCCGGCAAGUCAACUCCUGCGAACAAACUUAUAGAGCCUAUGCUCCGUAAUGUGCUGGAGUGGAGCGAAAGCGGCAAGAAAGUUAUCCGCGAGAGGUGCUGUCUUUUCGUCGAAAAGCUGCUAGGUUACGUCGUGGACGACAGUGUCAUAGGCGACCAGCUAUUCGAGGAAAUGGAGCGCGCGAUGUUGACAAGGCUUCGCGACCGCAUCGGAAGUGUUCGCAGUCACGCCGUGGGUGCCUUGUCGCGGCUUCAAGACCCGAGUGACGCCAAGUGCAAGAUUGUUGAGAACUUCCUGUUUCACGUCGAAGCCGACCCUUCCGCCGACGUUCGAAUGGCUGUCGUUAGCCACAUGGUUCCUUCCUCGCGCACACUGGGUGCACUUAUCAUGCGCUCGAGGGACACGAGAGAAACAGUCAGGAAGCGCGCCUACGAGCGCAUCGCAGAUAAAGUACCAGUGAGGUAUCUGAAGAUAAAACAAAGAACCCAGCUUCUGAACAGUGGCCUCAACGAUCCGUCGCACAUGGUCAAACAGGUUGUCUCGGAAAAUCUGAUUCCUGCUUGGCUCAAACAUUGCCAGGACAGCGUUGUAAACUUGAUCGACCUUCUGGACGUCCAUGGAGGAGAGAAACUUGUGGAGGCAUUGCUAAAGGUGUUGCUCAAGGCGCACAGCAUAGAAUUCUUUGUCAAGGACAUCAAGGAGCGCUUGCUCGAUCAGGACAAGCUCAUCCCGGAAGACAAACUUACCUGUGAGAACACGCUUUACUGGCGUGUCCUAGUGCAGACCCUUCGAGCUCAGGGAUCAACAGAGUCGGAGACAUGGUUGGAUGAAAUUUUCCCAGACCUGACUGUUUACUGCCGGUUUGUCACGAAGUAUGUGUUGUCCUUUAGUACGGAAUGGGAAGCGCUUCGUCAGCUAGAUCAUCAGUUUGCUUCGCAACAGCUCAUACUACUACUGAAGUCGGCCGACAUUGCCGACAUUGCUGGAAGGGAGCACCUUCUUGAAACUGUCAGGAAACUGCUGCUCUCACCAAAGGUAGGCGCAAUGCAGGUACCCCACUUGAUGAAGCUUAUCCGCUAUAUUCACCCAGACCCGCUCGACACAGUGCAAGAAGUUCAAGGGUUGCUGCCCGAGAUCCAGGCACCCAUGGUAGCCAGUGAGGGCUUCCCAUCACAAGAAACACAGCUGGAGGCUCCAUUGGAUAUAAUGAUUGCCCGGUUAAAAGUACAGCUUAAUGUACUUCGAGAGGAGCUCUCAACUUGCAUUGAAAAAGAAAAUUUCGAUGCAGCUAAACAGACUAAAUGCAAGAUCACUGAACUAGAAGGUGAACUUUCUCACCACCAGUCUAAAUUGGCAGAGAUGUCUGCUGAGCCUAAGGAAGUUGAGUGCGAAAAAAGUGAGGCCAUCAUUCUAAAGUGCUUGACACUAAUUGCUGAAAUGAUCGCAGUCACACCUAUCAUGUCACUGACUCCUUUCCUUCUCACAUGCCUCGAGGACAUCAUUCUCCCUGGGAUUAUCAGGAUGGACGUGGCAAUUCGUAAGCAAGCAGUGAGAGCACUUUCCUACUGCUGUGUGCUGAACAAAGAUGUUGCGAUGACACACAUCAAGCUUCUCUUCGAAGUUUCUUUCGUGGACCAGCCACAAAUAAAAGCUGUUGCCUUGGCUGGUGCCCUCGAUGUUCUUCUAGCAUACGGGUUAAAGACAUUUGACGGCAUGAUCCGAAGCGUGUUUGAAGGGGAGGAUGAUGACGAGAAUUCAUUACCGUGCAAAGUGUCAUCAGGCCUACUGGUAGACUUCUUGAUCAGAUGCACGGACAUGGAAGAUCAGAAAAUCAGGGUUGUGGCUGCAGAAGGUAUGGCCAAACUACAACUUUAUGGCCACAUAUGUUCUCCGACACUGAUGUCAGCAUUGAUAUUGCACUGGAUUAAUCCGGAUGCUGACAAGAACAGUCGGUUUCACAAAGUGUUGGGCACCUUCAUGAAAACAUACUCACUAGGUGGACCGAAGAAUACCCAAUGUUUUGAAGAGGCAUUUAUGCCUACGUUAGAUGCUAUACUGACAGCUCGCUCGGAAGACCCUCUCACUCAUCUUGACCCUGUUGAUGUUCUCAACUUUCUCGUCGAAGUGACUCUGCUAAGGUCGCCAGAAAAUCCAUUCGAGUACGCCAGUGAGGACGAAAUAACUGAACCGACCCCGCACGAUCGCCUUGCUGAGCUGCUUUGUCGAGAAGUGCUGAAAGACCCAGACUCUCCCGAUUCCUGCGUCUUUGCGAAAGCACUCACCCUUCUAAGGCUUACCCACAGGUGCGCCGUGUCGGACCUGAUGUCAGCAGUGCAUCAAAUGGAGAAGAAAGUCAAGUCAAAGCGCACUAUUGUGCUGGUGAAGAGGUUCAAGGAGAAGCUACUGGCACUGUCACCGGAUGUGGCAGAGAGCGAAACCGACGAGGUGUCAUCCACGAGCGUUGUAAUCGAGAGCACAACCACAAACGAAAGCUCCAUUCUUUCUGCUGCCAAGAAGAAACGGUUCCUAAGAAGAACGAUCUAUCAGGGCAGUGUCCUGUCAAGUCCUUCAAGCACCGAGUCACUAGGACAGCAAAAAAGUUCGCAGGAACUCUUUUCAUCCAGUAUCAGCUCGUGAACUGCAUUUUCAUGCUUCACAUACCUUGACAAUGCUGCAGUAUGCUCGUGAAUGAAAGUUUGCCAUCCAUACAUUGCAGCUAUUGAGGAUUGGCCUCCUGAGUAAUGCUGUCUUUAUCAUACACACGAAGUUAAAUUUGCCCAGUGAACUGGACAAAGAGCAAAAAUUUAUGUUCAGUGCUUAAGACAAAGCAUCACAUUUUGCAUAUCUUUAUUUUAAAUACCUUAUCUGCUGUGUCAUGCUUGUAUAAUGUUGCCAUUUUUUUUGUCAGUAUGCAUCAAGUUUACUGCUUCUAAUUGAACAUUGUAUUUUGCUGUUGUUCCUCAGCUUGUAAGGCCACAUGAACACACAGCCUAUUACUCAACACCUGACAAGAUGUAGCGUGCAUGGCGAAUCGAUUUUAUGUUGUAUCUUGCAUAUGCAGUCCUCAAUAUUACUUUUGAUAUUUAAAACUGAACGUGCCCAUUUUAUGACUUGAUUUAAGAGAGCUGUAAAGAGGACAUUUACAUAUACCAUUUGCUGAGCUCAGCAAAUUCUCUAGAUAUGUAUCUACUUCUCUAAACCGACUUCUCCGACUGAACAUUUGUAUGUUUUGGUAUUAAAUGUAUGGCAUUAUUUCAGUCAC
This is a messenger RNA of Rhipicephalus microplus (southern cattle tick), 3703 nucleotides long. It is a transcript of the gene Cap-G, whose product is annotated as Chromosome associated protein G. The record is from RefSeq and is a predicted model, not a curated record. Gene Ontology annotation, cellular component: cytoplasm; condensed chromosome; condensin complex. Gene Ontology annotation, biological process: mitotic chromosome condensation. Lineage: Eukaryota; Metazoa; Arthropoda; Arachnida; Ixodida; Ixodidae.